UGAUAUUGAUGCGCUAUCAAUUAUCAGUCGGAUUUGUUCAUCAGUGGUAAUAAUUGUGUUCUCAAACAAAAACGAGAUACUAUUUGAUUUAAAAAAGAAAAAUGGCUGCACUUAGACAGUUACCCUAUAAAGGAUUGCAAUUAGCGCACUUAUGCAGUUCUUCUGGAUCCACGGCUUUAUCCCGGAAUAUAUCAACCAACUCAAAGCCUAUACUAUAUUCUUUCUGGGCAAGCUCAUGCUCUUGGAGAGUUCGCAUAGCAUUGGCAAUCAAGGGAAUAGAUUACGAAGUUAAACCUACAUCUCUGGUAAAAACAGACAACAAACAUGUCUACACAGAUGAAUUUAGAAAAGUGAACCCCAUGCAAAAGGUUCCAGCUUUGGAGAUUGAUGGACAUACGCUGUGCGACUCUGUGGCCAUAAUGCAUUACCUGGAUGAGACGCGUCCUGAGGUGCCACUUCUGCCCCAGGAUUCGGUGAAGAGAGCUAAGGUUCGGGAAAUCGUAGAGCUUAUAUGCUCGGGCAUUCAGCCUCUGCAAAAUAUUGCAGUUCAGAAUCAUUUGGGCAAGGAUGAGGGCUUGAAAUGGGCUCAGCACUGGAUCUCCUAUGGCUUUCGUGGCCUGGAAACUGUGCUUUCUCAAUCAGCAGGAAAAUUCAGUGUGGGAAAUGAGCUUACAAUGGCUGAUCUUUGUCUUGUGCCUCAGGUUCGCAAUGCUAGAAGAUACAAAGUUGACUUGAGUCCAUAUCCCACUACAGUUCGCUUGUAUCAAGAACUGCAACUACUGGAUGCCUUUAAAAGCACUCAUCCCAGCACUCAGCCAGACUGUCCAGCAGAAUUUUUAAAGAAAUAAGAAAUAUAGAAGACUAAUGUAAAAGACAUUCCUUACUUUUUUGAUAUUAAACAACCUUAAAAACCCUC
Drosophila eugracilis is the source of this 916-nucleotide messenger RNA. Its product is annotated as probable maleylacetoacetate isomerase 1. Lineage: Eukaryota; Metazoa; Arthropoda; Insecta; Diptera; Drosophilidae. Gene Ontology annotation, biological process: glutathione metabolic process; L-phenylalanine catabolic process. The transcript has 3 exons. The record is from RefSeq and is a predicted model, not a curated record. Gene Ontology annotation, molecular function: glutathione transferase activity; maleylacetoacetate isomerase activity. Gene Ontology annotation, cellular component: mitochondrion; cytoplasm. The coding region runs from base 102 to 848 and encodes 248 amino acids.